Knipowitschia caucasica is the source of this 561-nucleotide messenger RNA. Lineage: Eukaryota; Metazoa; Chordata; Actinopteri; Gobiiformes; Gobiidae. The record is from the annotation of a GenBank genome assembly.
AUGAGGGUGUCAGGAGGAGAGAGUCCACCGGUGCAGACGGAGGAGAGAGUACACGGUGUGCAGACGGGGAAAGAGAGAGUUACACAGGUGCAGCGGGGGAGAGAGUACACAGUUGCAGACCGGCGGGCGCCAAAGCCUAUUACACAGGUGCAGGUCGGAGGAGAGAGUUCACACGUGCUGACUGGAGGAGAGAGGUGUCAGGAGGAACGGGGGAGAGAGUACACAGUGCAGACGGUGGAGAGAGGAACAGGUGCAGAGGGAGGAGAGAAGGUGUCGGAGGAGAAGAUUCCACAGGUGAGAGGAGGGGGAGGAGAGCUGUACACAGGUGCCAGAGGGGGGAGGGAGAGAGUACACUGGUGCAGUCGGUGGAGAAGAAGUUACAGGUGCAGACGGGGUGAGAGUACCACAGGGUGCAGACGGGAGCGAGAGUGUACACAGGUUGCAGACGGAGGAGAGAGGUGUCUGGAGGAAAAGAGCGUCACACAGAGUGCAGACGGGAAGUUGAGAGUACACAGGGUGCAGACGGGGGAGAGAGGUACACAGGUGCCAAGACGGGGGUAG